This is a messenger RNA of Macrosiphum euphorbiae (potato aphid), 351 nucleotides long. Lineage: Eukaryota; Metazoa; Arthropoda; Insecta; Hemiptera; Aphididae. The record is from the annotation of a GenBank genome assembly.
AUGUUAAGUGAUGGUGAUAUUUUGGCUCUUUUGGGAGAUGGUGAUGUGUCUGAUAUAGGUAGUGAAGUUGACGAAUUGGAAGAUGAUAAUUGUUUUCCAAUUGAUGAGUUUGACCAAUUGUUAAAUGAUUUUGACGAUUUAUCCUCGGACAUUUUGCCCGAUAUAGAGGAGGUUGAACCUGAUUUCAUAAAUACAAAUAAACGUGAUAUUCAUUGGGUACAAAAACCAUUCGAGCCACCUACUAUUAAUUUAGAAGAUAUAGAAAGUGAGUAUAUUGAUACACUUAAAACUCCCAUACAAUAUUUUUCUGAAUAUUUUGGGGACGAUAUUAAAAAAUAUCAUACAAAGUAA